GUCUUGAUCUAAAUCAGGAAUUUGAGCACUGGUAGAGUCAGAGUUCCAUAAAUUUCUUCUAGCUUUUCCUACAAAUUAAAGAAGAAAAAUUACGUAAAUAUGGGAAGGGGCAAGAUAACAAUUUCGAGGAUAGAAAACAAAACCACAAGGCAAGUGACUUUUGCGAAACGGCGGGCAGGACUGAUCAAGAAGACUCAUGAGCUUUCUGUGCUAUGUGAUGCCCAGAUUGGCCUUUUCAUUUUCUCAAGCACUGGCAAGAUGUUUCAGUACUGCAGUGAGGCAUCAAGCGUGGAUGAGCUUAUUCAAAGGUACCAGGUUGCUAAAGGGAUUCGAAUACCGCAACACAAUGACACGGAAUAUAUGAAUGCUGAGUUGGGAAAAAUGAGGAGAGAAACUCACCAUCUGGAAUUAAGUUUGCAACGCUACACGGGCGAGGAUCUAAGUUGCAUUCGAUUUGAAGAUCUGGUGGAGCUUGAACACCAACUGGAGGCGUCUGUUAACAAGGUUCGAGCUAGGAAGUUUGAGGUCUUGCAACAGCAGAUAGCCAAUCUUCUUGCGACGACCAAAAGACGGGAGGAAGAAAAUGAGAAACUAUUCCAUCUGAUUAAGGCGCAUCAGGCAGCAGCAUUUGGUCAUGAUCUGCAGGCGCAUAAUGAGGCUCACGAGCAGUUGGAGAAUCUGGAGAUGAUACGGAAAUCUGAGGAGCACCGACACGUGCUCGAUCAAUUCCCAUUUACAGGUGAAGAACAACCAAGCAGUGUACUUCAGCUAGCUACUUUGCAGCCUCAGCCUCAGUUCAACCUUUACCCUCACCAGCCUGCUCAUCAUCAUCCCGGCCUUCUCGAUUUCAACCUCAGCGGCCCCUCUAUAUACGAGUGACAAUUUAUGAGAAGGGAUAGCUAGCUUCUGGCAUGCAUGCAUCAAGGUUAAAAGGGGUGUCUGAAUCCUCUUCGUGCUGGAAUAUUACAAAUAUCUGAACUACUUUUUCAGGGUUUUUGGACUUAUUUAUAAAUAUGACUUAUUAAGAAUAUUAUAUGAUGUGGUUUUCUAGCAAAAGAUGAUGUAGUUUUCAGGCUUUUCUAGCAAAAGAUGAUGUGGUUUUUGUUAAGAUAUGUUUAUAUCAUGAAUAUUGAUGAUGA
This is a messenger RNA of Malus domestica (apple), 1139 nucleotides long. RefSeq names its product MADS-box protein FBP24-like. Gene Ontology annotation, molecular function: RNA polymerase II cis-regulatory region sequence-specific DNA binding; protein dimerization activity; DNA-binding transcription factor activity, RNA polymerase II-specific. Gene Ontology annotation, biological process: positive regulation of transcription by RNA polymerase II. The record is from RefSeq and is a predicted model, not a curated record. Lineage: Eukaryota; Viridiplantae; Streptophyta; Magnoliopsida; Rosales; Rosaceae. Gene Ontology annotation, cellular component: nucleus.